AUGGUCAUCCCUUCGAACCGACCACCUCCACCGCCACAGCCAGUCAAAAUGUUUACGGUGAGUGUCCCUUUCCCCACCACACACGCACACAUUUCCGAAGAAAGGCAAAGUCAUAAAGCAGUGCUCUUUUUACGAGUCCUCUCAUGGCGUACGGCUUGCUCGACGAGCCAAUUCGAACACGAAAACGUAACUCUCUUGCUCUCUUUUUUUCUCUAUAUCACACUUGACUCCGUCGCCCAGGCAACCGCAGGCUCUCUUUGUUGACUAGACACCCGUCACUCGACGGGUUUCCCACGACAAACGAGGCGACAAAACGGGGGAAAUUCGCGAAAACCGCGGAUGCCAAAAUCACGAAUUCUUGCAUGCACCAUACUCACCGCGCAUGUACAGUAAGCUUGCGGUUUUUAAACUGACGAUCACGUCAGAAACAGUGAACAAUAAGAAAAAUAAACCGAAAAUCGUCAAAAGUAACUUUGAAAAAUAUAUUUGGCCAAACAAAGUUGUAUUCAAGAACCCAUAAUUUGAUUUUGAUGGAAAAGCCGUUUGGUUAGUGACACGUGCGCGUCAAGUAUGGCGCAUGCAAGAAUCCGCGAUUUUGGCUUUUUUUCCGCGAUUUUGGUUUCGGCGAGUUUGGCAUCCGCGGUUUUCCUGAAUUCCCCCGUUUUGGCAUGGCCGUUCAAGUUUCUCCAGGUGUAAUAGAGUGCUCGCGUUCCGUUGCAAGGGUCUAUUUUUUCAGGGUGUUCGCCGACGGCCUCCGUUGAAUCGGGCAUGUCCCCCCAUUCCGGAGAGCAAAAGUAACGAGUCCAUAAUGAGCCACGCGUCAAAAGUAUCCGAAGUAAGUGCCCGAUCUUUCCAUUCUCUCCCAUUCUUUUCAUCUUUUCAGCAACAAAAAGCAGCCGCCUCCGACACCACCGCGGACCUGGUAAUCGAGAACCGAAACGUCGUCGACGUGCUUCAUCGACUCGACUCGAAUUCCAAUGUGAGCCCCUUUCUCUCGUCUCUUCCAUCAAUACUGCACAAUGAUUAAUUCGUCGACUGCACGUUUUUGGCUCACACGCUCCUCGCUGCUUCUUCUCCUGUUUGCCUAUUGACGGAAGACACGGAGAAUGAAAAUGAUGAAAUGCAUUUUUGGAUCGAAGAGAGCAUAAAUUAGCAUUCGAUUACACCCCAACCCAAGACGUUUUUGCCAGUUCCCCCCUAGAAUCCGUGUCGUGUCCCUAUUCGGCUCCGCCUUCCGAAUCUCGGUUUCCGAUUCUUUUGUGGUAGCAUUCCGUCUCCUGCUGCUGUAUGCAUUUUGGCGUUUUGCGCAGGCACAAGAUAAGUUUAGGCGUGUCGCGGCUUCCCACCCAAGGGACCAUUCAAUUUCAUGUUUGUCCCCUUCAUUCCUUGAUUGUCCCACCCUUCUCCCCACUCGACUCCUCGACUUUUACACCACUUGCACUUAUUUCAGAUUGCUACGAGAAAUCCGAAAGACAAGAAAGGCAAAAUGUCGUCGACACCCAGAAGUCCUUUGAUGAGCAUGGCGAACAGUGUGAAGAGCAAACUGACCAAGAUCACCCAUUUGGGAAGGAGCUCCGAGAGCAGUUCAUCGUCGAGUAUCAAGACAAGCCAAAGCUUCUCCGGGUGAGCUCGUGUGUACUAAUUUCCCCCGAUCUCUGAUAGUCCAUCGCCACGUCAUGCUCAAAACUUUCCCAUCCCCAUGCAUUUUUUGUGCUCUUAUUGGUCUGACCAGUCGUUUUCGUUUCCGUCACUUGCCUCAUGGCACCUCUCCUCAACUGUAGCUCUCGUAAUAAUGAUGCCUGCAGGCUCACGGAAAAGAGCAAUUACCCGGAAAGUUUGACGCACGAAAACAUUUCCUUUAGUCCAUUUUGACGAACAACUGGAACGAGCACGCCUCGUUCUCUUUCUCCCAUCUCAUCGUUUUGUUUUCGUUCCGACAAAGAGAGCCAAAAGAGGAAGGGUGCCUGCUAAGCUCACCGCCGCCAAUGAUAUAUUCGAGAGAAAGAGCUGUGACUUAUGCACGCGUGUCAUCCAUAAGCCCUCCGUUUCCUGCUCCGUCCUUCUCCAGAUUUUUGUGUAUUUCCUCUUUCUUCUCCCCUGUUGACUCGUUUGUCGAGCAAACAACACAAACAUAGACACACUCUCUCUCUUUCAAGUUUUGAAGUCUUGUUUCCAGAAUACGACAACCGAAGCAAGUGCCAAAGCGGAUUGAUCAGAACGCGAACAGAGUGAUCAAGUCUUCGUCUAUGGAAGUUCCUUCCACUUCGAAGGUCUGUAUUCCACAGGAUCCGACCCCACUUGUUGACGACAAGAUCGAAGAAAUCUCUGAAGGUGGCCUGAUCUCGAAAAGUGAAAUGGCACCUCCGAAACCAAUGGAACACGUGUGUGUGAAGCUAGAAGAAGACGUGCUCGUGGUCACGAAGGAGUUUGAUGAACGGUAUCCAGGGUUGGUUGAAGCACUUCAGAUGCAAUAUAUGAUGUUGUAUUCCAGGCAGAAAAGAUCGGCGAGCCCGGAUGCUCCACUUGUGGAGGAGAGUCAGACAUUGACGGAACUGGAUCAGCUUCCCUCCGAACAGACAGUUGACGCAUUCAGCGAGGAAGACUCAAAACUGGACAGCAAUGGAAAUCAGAAGACGCCCGGGCCCGUCAGGAGAGUGAUUAUGGAAACAACCACAACUGUCACUACUACAACCUCCUCGGACUUCAGUCCAAUUCCUGCUGAAAUUGAAGAGAAGCAAGAGAUCGAGGAAGAAGUUCCGGAAGUUGAACAGCUCUCUUCUGCUGUUCCCGAUUCUAUUCCCAUUGAGGAAGCUGUUCAGAAUUCGCAUAAAGAACGAGUCACGUCGCCUGAAAGAUAUGUUCUUCUUGUGAAAACUCCUGAAGCACUGCGGAAGCAUCGCACUUUGACGAUUGGAGAAAAAGAGGCAGAGCCAGCACCUCUGAUGGAAGAGCAGAUUCAGUACUCGAAGUUGGAAACUGUCAAGUUCAAGGAGAUCAAAGAGAAGAUCAAGGUGGAGGAGGCCCCUCCGAAGGAGAAGUUCAUUCUGACUGUCAAGACUCCGGAAGCAUUGAGAAGACAUCACACGUUCACGAUCAGGGACAAGUCUCCGGAAGAGAUGAAGAUCUGUAAAUCCCAAUCAGAUGUGCACGUGAGCAAGAAGUUGGUGAAACAGUCGUCGGAGCCGGAGAGGAAGACGAUCGAGAAGGAUCUGCUAAAGGAAGAGACUGAGAAUCUACUGCCACAGCCGAAGUUUGUGAUGGUAAUGAAAACGCCGGAAUGCCUUAGAAGACAUCACACGUUCACGAUCGGAGACAGACCGAAGAGUCCGGACUAUCCGUACAUCGAAGAGGGAGAGAUCACCGAACCGAUUGCGACGAUCGGACCACCUGCGGACAGACGGAAGAAGGAGGAGGAGAAGGAGCGGAAGCGAAAGGAGUGGGAAGAGUACGAGAAGCCGAAAGAGAAGUACAUUUUGACAACGACGACUCCUCUCGCUAUUCGGAAGUAUCAGACUUUCGUGGUGGAGACAAAGGAUGAGAAACCGUUGCCGCAGUCCGUGAGUGCCGAUGCAGUGAUGAUGACGAAGAAGGGAAAAGUGCAGAGAUCCGAAUCGACGGAUUCCAAGAAGCACAGUUAUUUGCGACGCCUUCAGUUCGAAUUGUUCCGCGGGAGAAGCAGAGAACGAAAGUCGGAGAAACAGGAAAAGAGGCAGAAGUCGCUGGAUGAGCGGAAGCCCGAGUCGGCACAAAAGUACAUCCUUUCGACGACAACUCCGAUAAUGAUGCGGAAGUACCAGACGUUUGCGAUUGUCGACGGAAGGUCAAAAGAACAGCAAACCAACUUGGAGUCCAUCGCGUCGUCUUACAAAAGAGAGCAGUCUUACGAAGAGGAGAAAACAACGUCGCCCGUCAGAACUUCGGAUUUCUAUUCUAUCACUGCUACUACUCCCGUUGCGAAACGGAAAAUGGUCGUGGAUGGUAAGAGAACAGGAAAUGAAAUGUUAUAAUUGAUGAUUCCUCAUGUUUCAGAGAGCAUCACGUCUUCGGUUCAACAAUUAUCUCUCGAAGAAGCCGUCGGAAGUCCAUCUCGGAGAGCCAUUUCCCCUGAACCACGUCACUUAUUCGUAAUGGGAGGAAGACGAUCGACGACCCCGAAGGAAGAACGACGAGCCGAUCAUUUGGUUGAGCCCCCGAGAAAUUUGAAACUGGACACUACGGACAGAAGCCAAUCUGACAAAGCAGAACUGUUGGAAGAACGAAAGUCGACAAUGUCGGGAGAUCUGACGUCUCCGGAAGAAGAGAUUCCGAUGGACACGAACCUGACGCCGACUACAGAAGAAGUUAUGGAGGCGGUCAUUAUCUCGCGGAGGAUUGAAGGCCUAAUGACGUCUCCGAUCGAAGAAGAGCCGGAAGGCAUCACGUCGUCCAUCCGCGACUUGUCCAUCAAGUCAUCGGAGAAGAAGAGGGACAGCGAUUCCGAGAGGCCUGCUCCCGUCUUCACUCCGCCGAGCCCGCCGAAAGAGAAACCGUUCCCUGUGAUGACUGUUCCAAAGUCCACGUCAACGUCUUCUUCCGAUUCUGCUGCCACGUCUUCUUCGCGAGCUAUGAAACCGACACAACUGCCGAUCAAGAAGACAACUCAAGUGAUCGAUCCGAUGCACAUUGUUCAAUUAAAGCCGGAGCACAAGUCUAAGAAAGAGGCGCUGGCCGCGAAGUGAGUAGUCCGUCCGCACGGCUUCUUUCUGUUCUGUUUGUGCUUCUCCCGUCUCUUUCUGCCUGUUUUCCCCUUGUAGUCACUUCUGUAUUGUAUAUAUUCAGCAUUCUCAGGUCUCUCCGAAAUGCUGGAAAAAUGCUCACUCCGUCAUUCCUUCGAAAGGAUAAGAAGGUAAGCGUAAAAGGGUUGAGCAGAUGGAAAUUGGAUACUUCAGGGUCCUAAGAAACCAUUGUAUGCAAAGACUACAUCAACUGGUAGACAACAUAUUUCCGAGAAGUUAGAAAGGUAUUUGGACGAGUGCGCCGUCGUCUUCCUUCAAAUAAUAUUUUCAGAAAAGCGCCUCUGGCAGAAGGCGAGUCCUCCGUGGUGGCCAACUCCCCGCUCGUCGAGAAUCUGCCCAUCACAUUCGAGAAAUGGAGCAAUAAGAGUCCGCGGCUGAGUGUGAAACACUUCAGCGAGACCAUCAUGGAAGAGGGUCUCGACGCUAAUGCGAAUGCAAUGUCACCACGUAAGUAGUGUGGGCUCCAAAAAGCAUCCUUGAGCCGCUGAGACACAACCUCAUUAGGAGAGGCGGCCGAGAAGAGCCGUCCAAAUCCAAUUACUUUGUCGCGCACAACAAUAACAGAAGGAAGCGAGGCGAGAAAAGAAGAGAAACUUUGCAGAGCACGAGCUCCGCGUUAUUCCGACUGCGCAUGCUGUGCAAGACAACACAGGCCUCAUCGACGAUGAUAUUAUGUGAGUUUCAAUUUGAAAGAAUUCAAAUGCCUCCGGGGCAUCUGUCUUCUUCUUCUUCUUCCACUCAAAGAAAGAGUCUCGAAUUUCUUCAUUAUCUCGAUUUCAAUCUAUGCGAAACACAGCACGCCUUCUGGCUCUUCUCCCCCAAUUCUGUUUCAUUCUUUCCCAUCAUCAUUGGCCCAAUUUGCAGCGAUCAGCCGAUGCUCGUAGGCGACACAUUCUCGCAUUCCUCCUCAAUCGACUGUCUGUCUGCUCACCAGAGAAUGAACGAAUCCAUCAUUUCCAUCGACCGCUCGAUCGUCCAACCUGACUCGUAAGCUCCCUUUCUUUUCCUGCUCAAGACGCUGCGGCAGGAACAAAAUCAUCUGCGCAAACACGUUUCGGUUCUUCUCUCUCUCUCUCUCUUUCUCUGUUCCCGUUGCUUUCCAUUGUUACCCGAUCGCGUGUAUCGCGGUCAGAGGCGAGAGGAAACGAGAGUAGGAAGGGGCCGGGCCGCCCGAACAUACACCUUUCUCAUAUGUAUUGAAACGAACUUGCGGCCGGACUGCUGCAAUCUCUCCAUGAUUGAUUGCUUUCUAUCGCCCAUUCUCUCCUCCUUCAUCAGGCAAAAACUACUGAAAUUCCGCCUGUUAUCUGAUCGUGUUCCAUUUUCAGAAGGAGCAGCAAUCACGGAGCACACAACCAGAACAAUGUGAACAGGUAAAUUUUUGUGGACAAUUCUUUGCAACGUUUGUUUGUUUUGUACAGAAAUUCAUACAUCGAGACAAGUCUGGACAGACAGAUUGAUGCCGGACGCUCCGAAGUACAGGACAUUAAGACGCAACUGCAGAAAUUGAACCGAUUAGUGAAUGUGAGUCAGAGUCAAUGUUACCGUAGACAAAUUUAUGACGAAAGUUUACGAUGCUGGGAAUGAAUGGUUUUCUUUAGAAUAGGGCUGGAAUGUGGGCCACUUUCGUAUCAUACUUCACAUGAUAAUCACUUCCUUCUACAUGACUUGAAUUGAAAUGGCGUCAACAGGAUUACAAUUGAAAAUGACUAAAAUUGCAGGAGAUGGGAGUGAGCGGAUGGGAAGAAGAGCUCGCACGACUCCGUCACGAAAAUGAGAAGCUCAGGAGGGAGCUCGCGGAAAGGGACGCCACCAUCGCGGCUCUGCAGUCUCAGACAGUCUCUUCUUAA
Molecule: messenger RNA, 6625 nt
Organism: Caenorhabditis sp. 36 PRJEB53466
Lineage: Eukaryota; Metazoa; Nematoda; Chromadorea; Rhabditida; Rhabditidae
Source: the annotation of a GenBank genome assembly